AUGGGUAGUGGACAUACCUUCCCCAAUGCUGCCAAGUUCCGUGAUGCCGUUUAUUUGAUGUCAAUUGCUAAUAUAUUUCGUUAUCACUUCAAGAGGAAUAGUACGAAACACAUGACAAUUGUUUGCACAGUUACUAAAUGUCCUUGGAAAGUCACAGCUCGUGCAAUUGGGGAUUUGAACAUCGUCCAGGUUCACACUUUUCAUAACCACCAUAAUCAUAGUUUGGAAGAUGUUGUUGUAUGCCAACCUUUAGUGAGAUCUAAUCGGGCUUCAUUGCUUAUUGAUGAUGUCAUCCGAUCCACUCCCGAUUACCAACCCCGCCAAAUUUGUAAGGACUUUCAAAGGCAACAUGGGAUGCAAUUGACGUAUCUUCAACUAUGGAAUAUCAAGGAGAAGGCAAAUGAGCGCAUUUAUAGAGAACCUAAAUAUUAUUACAAAUUGUUGCCUUGGAUGUGUGAGAAAAUGGUUGCAACAAAUCCAGGAAGCAUUGUUGAGUUGGGGCAUUCAAGUGAUGGACAUUUUAAGCAACUCUUUGUUGCUCAUUCGGUAUCUAUCCAAGGGUUUGCAAUGGGGUGUCGGCCAAUCAUAGCUAUUGACUCUACCCAUAUGAGUGGGCCAUAUAGGGGUGCAUUAUUUUCGGCGACCUCAUACGAUACUAAUGACGCCAUGUUCCCCUUAGCCUUUGGCGUGAUGAGCUCAGAAAAUUAUGACGUUUGGUCUUGGUUUUUGCAAAAUUUGAAGAAGGUUGUUGGAGAUAAGGAAGUCGUUAUUAUCUCGGAUAGACAUCCCGCUCUCCUUCGUAGUGUUCCUGAAGUGUUUGGGCUUGAAAACCACACCUAUUGUUACCGUCACUUGAAGGAAAAUUUCAGCUCUUUCUUGAGCAAACAUUACACAAGAGGGAACAAAGGUAAAGAAAAUGCACUUCAAUUCCUUGAUAGUAUUGCCUAUGCAAGUUUAGAGCACGAUUACAAUGUUUCCAUGUUUGAACUACGGAAAUACAAUGACGCUUUGGCCAAAUGGGUUGAAGAAAAUGAACUUGAACAUUGGGCUAUGUCCAAAUUCCCAAAACAAAGAUGGGAUAAAAUGACCACAAACCUUGCCGAGUCGUUUAAUGCUUGGCUAAGGAAUGAAAGACAUAACUUCAUUUGUACAUUUCUAAUGGAGCAUAUGGCUAAGUUAGGUUCUAUGCUUGUCAAACAUAAAGAGGAAUCAAACAAUUGGAAGGAAUGCAUAAGGCCAAAAAUUGAAGAAAAAGUGGAGCAGAAAAUUGUCAAUGGUGAGGUGUAUCCGGUCACUCCUUUCAUGAACGGAAUAUUUGGGGUUUCUAUCGGAACCAUCUUCUUGAAUGUGGACAUUAUGAAGCGUACUUGCACAUGUAGGGGUUGGGAAAUGUUGGGCAUCCCUUGUGAAAAUGCGACAACCGUUAUUCUUUCCAUCGGUCAGAAUGUUGUUGAUUUUAUUCAAGAUUGGUACAAAUUCCUAAUGCAAGAGCUGAUUUACUCGGGCUCAUUUUCUUGUAUAGAGACCCAUGACAUGCCAAUAGUCGCUAAUGAUGGUUUGGUUCGAUCUAUCAUCGGUGAAGUUUUCUUCUCUCUUAACCCUCUCCAUACUAAGCGGCCUCCCGACAGACCAAGAAAGAAGCGCAUUGAGUCCCAAUUUCAAGAUAAACGGACUGUCUCUUGCUCAAGAUGUCAUACUUCCGGGCACCAUAGGAAAACGUGCAAGAACCUUUUGUCUUAA
This is a messenger RNA of Vitis vinifera (wine grape), 1740 nucleotides long. RefSeq lists its product as uncharacterized. The record is from RefSeq and is a predicted model, not a curated record. The coding region runs from base 1 to 1740 and encodes 579 amino acids. NCBI's taxonomy places the organism in Eukaryota, Viridiplantae, Streptophyta, Magnoliopsida, Vitales, Vitaceae. The transcript has a single exon. Gene Ontology annotation, molecular function: zinc ion binding.